Miscanthus lutarioriparius is the source of this 675-nucleotide messenger RNA. The record is from the annotation of a GenBank genome assembly. NCBI's taxonomy places the organism in Eukaryota, Viridiplantae, Streptophyta, Magnoliopsida, Poales, Poaceae.
AUGCAGGAGGUCGACCUCCGGGUUGACUGCGCCGCCGGGUGCGGCAUCGCCGAGAUCAUUCCGCGCCGAGGUCGCCCUGCAGCGCGAGACAGGGAAGAACGGGGCAGCGACAGCGCGGCCACGGCGCCGACGCGUGGUCAGUCGGGACUGGGCAGCAAGUCGGUUCCGCUCCAGAUGCGGGAGGUCGACCUCCACGUCGACUGCGCCGCCGGGCGCACCACCGCCGAGGUCUCCAUGCUGCGGCGCCGGCGUGGGAUUUGGAGCGGAGGACUGAUUGUGGAGCCAGACGUGGGGGAACAAGGGAGGGAGACCGGGGAAACCGCGUGCACCCCCGGCGGCGAGAUUAGGGCUGUCUCGCGUGCGGAAAGUUUUGUUUCGCAUGAAGGGAGCGGGGGCGAGCGAUAUUUGUUUCAUCCUGGAAGAGGAGGAGGUGGAAGAGGAGGAGGAAGAGGAGGAGGAGAAGAAGACCUACCUCGACGGAUCCGCCAUGGCCGGCGAGCUCGCACGCGGGCGCAGGUUGAGGUUGCUGAUUUGGAUCCCGAUCCCCACGUCGCGGACGCGCAGGCACUUCUCGAGGUUGCUCUCUGCAUCUUCCACGUCCCGACGCCGCCAUCGCAGUCGCGGUCCAGGCGGGCACCUGGUUUCUUGGCGUCGCUUGGUCGAACGAUGAAGUAG